Molecule: messenger RNA, 254 nt
Organism: Paramecium pentaurelia
Lineage: Eukaryota; Ciliophora; Oligohymenophorea; Peniculida; Parameciidae
Source: the annotation of a GenBank genome assembly
AUGGCUUUUAUGACUGUCUUUCAAAAGUAUUUAUUAUAACCAUAUUAAAUAGAUUUGAAAUCUUGGAAUCAUUUAGGUUUUAAUCAAACUUCCAUGCUUGUGCUAGCUUAGGGGAAUAACAAUUUCAAAAGGAUCCACCAUUUUAAUGUGAAUUAUUGAAAAAGAAUUUAUUUUAUUCUAUUCAUCUAAUUCUAUAUAAUGUUAUUUAUUUAUACAUGAAAUAUACAUUAAAAUUAUAUAAUUAUUACAAUUGA